GGCAAUCACACAAUGGUUUACUUUAGGUGUGCCUUUUCCUUCAUUGCAGCAGCGGUGCUAGUGCUCUCCGGAGCAAAAGUUCAAUCCAAAAAUGUCCCCGAUCAAUCGUUCCCACUGACGCUGAUACACAUCAACGAUCUACACGCAAGAUUCGAGGAAACAAACCAGAAAUCAUCGACAUGUUUGAAAUCGAGCGAAUGCAUAGCGGGGAUCGCACGCGUUUACCAUACGAUCAAAUCGUUGAAGGAACAGUACAAGGCCCAGAACCCACUGUACCUUAACGCCGGCGAUAACUUCCAGGGUACGCUCUGGUACACGCUACUGCGCUGGAACGUUACGGCGCACUUCAUUAAACAGUUGCCCCCGGAUGCGAUGACACUCGGUAAUCACGAGUUUGACCAUAGCCCCAAAGGCCUUGCACCGUAUUUGCGUGAGCUAGAGAAGAAACGCAUUCCGACCGUUGUGGCCAACAUCGCCUUGAACGGGGAGCCCGCGUUGAGCGAGUCGAAGAUCGCGCGUAGCAUUGUGCUCGAUGUUGCUGGCCGGAAGGUUGGCGUAAUUGGAGCUUUGUACGAUAAAACUCAUGAAGUGUCCCCAACGGGAAAGGUAACGUUCACCAACGCCAUCGAAGCAGUGCGGAAAGAAGCUCAAAAGCUGCAGUCGGACGGUAUCGAGAUCGUCAUUGUGCUGUCCCACUGUGGGCUGGAUGUGGACAAGCAGCUGGCAGAGAAGGCGGGCGAUCUGGUUGAUGUGAUCGUGGGAGCUCACUCCCAUUCGCUGUUGCUCAGCAAAAAGGGCAACGUACAGUACGACUCGAAGUACGAUGAAAUCGAAGGAGAAUAUCCGAUCGUGGUCCAGAAAGCGAACAACCACAAGGUUCUGAUCACCCAAGCACGAUCGUACGGCAAGUACGUGGGCCGACUGACGGUGCUGUUUGACAGGAAGGGUGAGGUACAGAGCUGGGACGGUAAUCCAAUCUACAUGAGCAACGCGGUACCCCAGGAUAAGGACGUACUGAGGGAGCUUAUACCGUGGCGCAAGGAGGUGCAGCGACUCGGAGAUGAACCGAUCGGAACGACGGAAGUGCUGCUCGAUCAUGCGUCCUGCCGGUGGUGCGAGUGCACCCUUGGCAGUCUGGUAGCAGAUGCUUUCGUGGCUAAUUAUACAACCGCAUCACGCAAACCGAUAGCGAUUGUGCUUGCUGGGACAUUUAGAAACUCGAUCAACGUUGGCAAGAUUACCAACGGACUAGCGAUCGAGGCUUCACCCUACGGUUCCUCGGCCGAUCUGGUGAAGCUCACCGGGAACGAUCUAUGGCAAGUGAUCGAACAAUCGCUCACCCUCGACGAUGAGUACCGCUACAACACGAUGCAGGUUUCGGGACUGAAGGUGCAGAUCGAUCUGACCCAGCCCCCGCACAAGCGCGUACAGAGUAUCGAGCUGACCGAGACGAAGAAACCGCUGGACAAAUCGAAGGAGUACCUGGUCGCUACCACUUCCUACCUCGCCGACGGUAAGAAUGGGUUCGAUGUGAUGAAACGAGCGAAGGAACGGGUGACGGGACCACUGGAUUCGGAUGUGCUGAUCGAUUUCAUACGCAAAGAGCGUACGAUCAAGCGGCAACGGUUCGAGACACCCCGGGUCAUCAUCACGAAGCACACGAACGGAACCUGUAGCCGGGCGGUGGACAAGGAACGGUUCACACCAAAGAAGCUCUAGAUCGUGGCGUUCAUCUGUUUGAUCUUGUAUUCCAGAAUGACAAAUAAUAAAAUUCGUCUAGAUCGCC
This is a messenger RNA of Anopheles aquasalis, 1786 nucleotides long. RefSeq names its product apyrase-like. The record is from RefSeq and is a predicted model, not a curated record. Gene Ontology annotation, cellular component: plasma membrane. Gene Ontology annotation, molecular function: metal ion binding; nucleotide binding; 5'-nucleotidase activity. Gene Ontology annotation, biological process: AMP catabolic process. Lineage: Eukaryota; Metazoa; Arthropoda; Insecta; Diptera; Culicidae.